Molecule: messenger RNA, 5451 nt
Organism: Closterium sp. Naga37s-1
Lineage: Eukaryota; Viridiplantae; Streptophyta; Zygnematophyceae; Desmidiales; Closteriaceae
Source: the annotation of a GenBank genome assembly
AUGAGGCCUCAGAAUCCUCCCCCAGGCUGGCGUCCCCCUCCACCCGGCGCCGCUCCCCCGUACGUCCCGCCUCCCGGAACCGCUCCGCCAGCACGACCGGGUUUCCCCCCGGGCCAACACCCCCCGCAGCAACAAGGAUUUCCGCGCGGACCCCCUGGUCCGGGGCAGGUUCCGCCUGGUGCGCCGGGAUCCGCGCAGCCGCCUGGCGCAAGGCCCGCCGGAUCUCCGUUCCCCGGGGGACCGUUCGCCGGCCCUCCGCCGGGUUCACGGCCCGCAGGUCCGCCUCCCCCAGGGGUUGCGCCGCCCGGCGCGCGGGGCCCGCCAGCUGGAUUUGCGGGUCCGCCUGCGGGUUUCCAAGGGCCUCCCGCGGGUGGCCCGCCAGGAAGAGCAGCCCAUCCGCCUGGCCCCUUCGCGGGCCCCCCGGGGGGUGGACCGCGCCCUGGCGGUCCUCCGCCGGGUUCCGCUCCGCCAGGCGCCGCUCCCCCUGGCGCGCCCCCCCCCAGCGGUCCCCCUUCCGGAUACCCUGGUGCGCCGCAGCAGUACCCUGGCUACCCCCCGCAGCAGCAGGCCCCCCCGCCGCCGGCGCAAUCCCGCCCUCCGCCUACCGGACCCACGCCGUAUGGUCCCCCAUCGUACGGCGCUCCGCCGCAGCCCGCGCAGCCAGGCGCGCCUCUUAACGCGCCUGGAGGCCCUCCCCCGCCCUUCGGCGCGCCUCACCCUCCGCCUGGCGCUGCGCCGCCGUCUUGGGGGGGAGCCGCCGCGCAAUCCGCUCCGCCAACUCAGCAAAUGAGCGCGCUAGCUAUGGGCAGCCCUCCGCCUCCCGUCCCGGGGCAAUAUGGUGCAACCCCCGGGUCCGCCCAGGGGCAAUACGCGCAGCAUACUCCGCCUCCGCCCGGGUCAGCGCCGGGGCAGUACGGGCAGCACGCGCCGCCUCCGCCGUUCUCCGCCGCUCCCCCGACAGGCCCUCCGCCUGGCGGAGCCAUGAUGCCCGGCGCGGGCCCUCCGCCGCCCUUCGGCGCCCCCCCGACAGCUGGCGCGGCGCAGCGACGCGCGUAUCCCAUGCCCGCGGGAACGCCUCCGGGCGUGGGCGCGCCCUCUCAGUCCCCAGGAAUGGGCGGACAUGCGCCCCCCUCCCCCGGGAUGGGCGCGCGGCAGCCCAUGGCGCCCUUCACAGGCCAGGCGGCGGGGCAGCAGGGGUCGGCGCCUGGGUCUCGGAUCGACCCCAACCAGAUCCCGCGCCCCCCGCCCCCCGCGGACGCGUUUCUCUUUGAGACGCGGGUCAAUGGCACAGCAAAUUUGCCCCCGGCCGCCACGUCAUCGUUUGUGGUUCGCGACACGGGUAACUGCAGCCCCCGGUUCAUCCGAGCGUCGCUGAACCAGAUACCUCUCUCUGCAGAUCUUCUCACCACCUCCGCCAUGCCUCUCAGCAUCAUGAUUCAGCCGUUCGCCCUGCAGGACCCGGCUGACACGCCCGUGCAUGUGGUGGAUUUCGGUGAAAUGGGACCUGUCAGGUGCCACCGCUGCAAGGCAUACAUCAACCCGUUCAUGCGAUUCGUGGACCACGGGAGGAAGUUCAUUUGCAAUCUCUGUGGCGUCUCCAACGAGACCCCUCGCGAGUACGUGUGUAAUCUCGGCCCUGACGGCAGGCGGAGGGACGCGGAUGAGAGGCCAGAAUUGAUGCAUGGGAGCGUGGAGUUUGUGGCACCAAAGGAGUACUCGAUCCGAGAUGCCAUGCCACCAGUCUACUUCUUCCUGCUCGAUGUUUCUUUCAACGCUGUGGCGUCCGGGGCUGCCUCGGCUGCGUGCUCCUCCAUCUCUCGCAUUCUGCAGGACCUGCCUGAGGGCGGUCGCACGCUCGUUGCAUUUGCCACCUUCAACUCCACCAUCCAAUUCUACAGCCUCAACAGCUCUCUGGCGCAGCCAUCCAUGCUGGUGGUGCCUGAAGUGGAGGACGUAUACACUCCGCUGCCCUCCGACCUCAUCGUUCCGCUUGACGAGGCGCAGGAGAGGCUGCAGCAGCUGCUGGAGUCGGUCCCCCAGAUGUUUGCAGAGACACGCGUGGCUGACUCAUGCCUGGGGGCAGCGCUGCAGGGUGCUUUCCUAGCCAUGAAGAAAACAGGAGGCCGGAUCCUAGCCUUCCAGUCAGUUCUUCCUUCUGUUGGCAUCGGAUCACUUUCCUCUCGGGAAGCAGAGGGACGAGCAAACGCCACCGUUGCAGAUAAAGACGUGCUGAAGCUGCUGCAGCCAAACGACAAGCAGCUGAGGCCAAUGGCGGAGGAAAUGGCGGAUUUCCAAGUGGCGGUUGACGUGUUUCUGACCUCGCAGGGAUUUACCGAUGUGGCUUCCAUCGCUGUCAUUCCCAGGAUCACCGGCGGACAGCUCUACAGCUACUACCCCUUCAGUGCAGCGCAUGACGGGGGUAAACUGCAUAAUGACCUGCGCUGGGCUGUGAGACGGCCGCACACGUUCGAAGGGGUUAUGAAAGUGCGGUGCAGCCAGGGCCUGUCUGUGUCCGAUUACUUUGGCAACUUUCACCGCCGCAUCCCUGCCGAAAUAUAUCUGCCAGCGAUGGACAGUGACAAGGCCAUCAUGGCAACCAUCAAGCAUGAUGAGAAACUCGCAGAGAACAGCGAAGCCUGCUUUCAGUGCGCCAUUCUCUACACCACUACCACGGGGGAGAGGCGUGUGCGAGUGCACACCCUCUCGCUGCCCACCACUGCCUCUUUGGCCUCUGUGUUCCGAGGGGCCGAUCUGGACGCGCAAUUCGCAUACAUGCUCAAGACAGCUGCUGCGGAUGUGGUAACCCACCCAGUGCAGCCAGUGCGAGACGCAGCAGUGCAGACAGCAGUGAGCAUUCUCUACACCUACCGCAAGUUCUGUGCCACUGCUUCUUCUUCCGGGCAACUUAUCUUACCAGAGGCCCUCAAACUUCUGCCUCUCUACACUCUGGCCCUCCUCAAGUCGCAGGGCCUCAGAGGAGACGUGAAGGUGGACGAGCGCUCCGCCUGGCUGGCGAGAGUGCGGCCCCUCGCUGCCUCGCUCUGUGUGCCCUUGGUCUACCCGCGCCUCUUCGCCCUGCACCACCUCUUGAAGGAUGCAGCGAACCAGGAGCAGCAGAACGGGACAGAGGAGGAGCAGCAGCAUGAGCACCUGCCCUCUGCUCUCCCCCUCUCCAGUGAAAAGCUCGAGCCGGAUGGAGUGUUUUUGGUGGAGAACGGGGAGGAGGCGGUGGUGUGGGUGGGCAGGGAGGCGGACAGCCAUCUGCUCUUUGACCUCUUCGGCCUGCGAUCCGUUGAUGAAAUCGCUCCCGGCCCCUUCCUGCUGCAAGAGUUUGACAACCCUGCAUCGCGCAAGCUCAACGCCAUUGUGAACGAGAUUCGUCGCCAGCGGUGCUCGUACCUCAGGCUUCGGCUUCUCAAGAGAGGUGAUCCAUCAGAGAAUCUUUUCUUUCAAACGCUGGUCGAGGACCGUUCGCCGUCGGGGAUGUCCUACGUGGAGUUUUUGGUGAUGUCCGCUACAAGGGUGGCGCUGGACGUGCUCGGGCCCCGUUAUAAUGCAACUUUUAAUGUCAUGCCAGUGGUGGAGGUGGUGCCGUGCAAUAGCGAGGAUGCAGCAGUGGCAGCAGAGCUUUUAGGUUACAACUUUUUGAGUGAGGUUCGUCCCGACUACUGUGGAGGGAGCCAACUCCAUGAUUCCUCCGCUGCCUCAACCCCUCCCCUCACUGCCCACUGUUCCUCUCUCCCAUUCCCUCCUGCCCUCCCAUUCCCUCCUGCCCUCCCAUUCCCUCAUGCCCUCCCAUUCUCUCCUGCCCUCUCAUUCCCUCAUGCCCCCCCAUUCCCUCAUUCCCUCCCAUUCCCUCAUGCCCUCCCGUCCCCUCCUUUAUCCCUUCGCCUACCCGUUCAGCGUCUAGACUUAAUGAACGUGGUGGGACCUUCCUGCUUGGAGGCAGUGAGGGGAGCGAACCCCGUGCUCUUCCUAUUCCCUCCCUUCUCCCUUCCCCUGUUCUCCCAGCGUCUAGACCUGAUGAACGUGGUGGGGAUGGUGGGACCGGCAUGCUCCGAGGCUGUGUGGGGAGCCAACCCCGUACCCCCCAUAUACCCCGUACUCACCACAUACUCUCCCCCUCCCCUCUCCCCCCUUCCCCCCUCCUUCUCCCAGCGUCUAGACCUGAUGAACGUGGUGGGGGUGGUGGGGCCGGCGUGCUCCGAGGCAGUGAGGGGAGCCAACUCCGUGCUACAGCCCAAGGGCAUUCCCUACGUGUCGUUUGCUGCUACUGCUGAUAACAGUGUGAGUGAGUGCAUGAGUGAGUGCAUGAGUGAGUGCAUGAGUGAGUGCAUGAGUGAGUGCAUGAGUGAGUGCAUGAGUGAGUGCAUGAGUGAGUGCAUGAGUGAGUGCAUGAGUGAGUGCAUGAGUGAGUGCAUGAGUGAGUGCAUGAGUGAGUGCAUGAGUGAGUGCAUGAGUGAGUGCAUGAGUGAGUGCAUGAGUGAGUGCAUGAGUGAGUGCAUGAGUGAGUGCAUGAGUGAGUGCAUGAGUGAGUGCAUGAGUGAGUGCAUGAGUGAGUGCAUGAGUGAGUGCAUGAGUGAGUGCAUGAGUGAGUGCAUGAGUGAGUGCAUGAGUGAGUGCAUGAGUGAGUGCAUGAGUGAGUGCAUGAGUGAGUGCAUGAGUGAGUGCAUGAGUGAGUGCAUGAGUGAGUGCAUGAGUGAGUGCAUGAGUGAGUGCAUGAGUGAGUGCAUGAGUGAGUGCAUGAGUGAGUGCAUGAGUGAGUGCAUGAGUGAGUGCAUGAGUGAGUGCAUGAGUGAGUGCAUGAGUGAGUGCAUGAGUGAGUGCAUGAGUGAGUGCAUGAGUGAGUGCAUGAGUGAGUGCAUGAGUGAGUGCAUGAGUGAGCGCAUGAGUGAGUGCAUGAGUGAGUGCAUGAGUGAGUGCAUGAGUGAGUGCAUGAGUGAGUGCAUGAGUGAGUGCAUGAGUGAGUGCAUGAGUGAGUGCAUGAGUGAGUGCAUGAGUGAGUGCAUGAGUGAGUGCAUGAGUGAGUGCAUGAGUGAGCGCAUGAGUGAGCGCAUGAGUGAGCGCAUGAGUGAGCGCAUGAGUGAGCGCAUGAGUGAGCGCAUGAGUGAGCGCAUGAGUGAGCGCAUGAGUGAGCGCAUGAGUGAGCGCAUGAGUGAGCGCAUGAGUGAGCGCAUGAGUGAGCGCAUGAGUGAGCGCAUGAGUGAGCGCAUGAGUGAGCGCAUGAGUGAGCGCAUGAGUGAGCGCAUGAGUGAGCGCAUGAGUGAGCGCAUGAGUGAGCGCAUGAGUGAGCGCAUGAGUGAGUGCAUGAGUGAGUGCAUGAGUGAGUGCAUGAGUGAGUGCAUGAGUGAGUGCAUGAGUGAGUGCAUGAGUGAGUGCAUGAGUGAGUGCAUGAGUGAGUGCAUGAGUGAGUGCAUGAGUGAGUGCAUGAGUGAGUGCAUGAGUGCAUGA